Glycine soja is the source of this 2305-nucleotide messenger RNA. RefSeq names its product sodium/hydrogen exchanger 6-like. Gene Ontology annotation, biological process: proton transmembrane transport; regulation of pH; sodium ion transport. The coding region runs from base 196 to 1800 and encodes 534 amino acids. Gene Ontology annotation, molecular function: sodium:proton antiporter activity. NCBI's taxonomy places the organism in Eukaryota, Viridiplantae, Streptophyta, Magnoliopsida, Fabales, Fabaceae. The transcript has 22 exons. Gene Ontology annotation, cellular component: membrane; endosome. The record is from RefSeq and is a predicted model, not a curated record.
UAAGCGGAGACGAAGAUGUAAGAAGAGCAUAGAAACAGAAUUGAAAAACUCAUAAGCAAGAUAGAGAAGAGAAUCUAAUCAGUUGUGUUGAGGGACACAUCAUUCUCUUCUGAUUCGCGAAGAACUCAACGAUCCCAACCCAAUCGCAAUCGGAAGCAAUCGAUCAGUCAAUUGCUUCCGGCAAGGAGAACAAUAAUGGCCUCGGAAUUAGAAAUUUCUCCGGCGGACGCUCGCAAGGCUCCCGGCAAGGAGCAGCAAGCCGCCGGCGUCGGAAUCCUCCUGCAGAUCAUGAUGUUGGUCUUGUCCUUCGUCCUCGGCCACGUCCUCCGCCGCAAGAAGGUUUACAUCAUUCCCGAAGCCAGUGCUUCUCUUCUCAUAGGGUUAAUUGUUGGUAUACUAGCAAACAUUUCAGACACCGAGACUAAUAUCAGGGCGUGGUUCAAUUUUCACGAGGAGUUUUUCUUCCUGUUCCUGCUACCUCCUAUCAUAUUUCAGUCUGGGUUCAGUCUCGCACCUAAACCCUUUUUCUCAAAUUUUGGAGCAAUUGUCACAUUUGCUAUAUUCGGUACCUUCAUUGCUUCAAUUGUAACGGGUAUCUUGGUUUAUCUUGGUGGCUUGCUCUUUCUGAUGUAUAGGCUACCUUUUGUCGAGUGCCUGAUGUUUGGUGCUCUUAUAUCAGCUACUGAUCCUGUUACUGUUUUGUCCAUAUUUCAGGAACUGGGCACAGAUGUCAAUCUAUAUGCCUUGGUUUUUGGAGAAUCUGUUUUGAAUGAUGCCAUGGCAAUUUCUUUGUACAGGACAAUGUCAUCAGUUAGAGCUGAUCCAUCUGGACAAAAUUUAUUCAUGGUGGUUGUUCGAUUUUUGGAGACUUUUGUAGGGUCAAUGUCUGCAGGUGUUGGAGUUGGAUUUAUAUCUGCUUUGCUGUUUAAGUAUGCAGGAUUGGAUAUUGACAACCUUCAGAACUUGGAGAGUUGUCUUUUUGUCCUUUUCCCAUAUUUCUCGUACAUGCUUGCUGAAGGCCUUGGUCUGUCUGGUAUUGUAUCAAUCCUGUUCACAGGAAUAGUCAUGAAACAUUAUACAUAUUCCAAUUUAUCACAAAGUUCUCAACGAUUUGCCUCUGCUUUUUUCGAGUUAAUAUCAUCUUUAGCUGAAACAUUUGUAUUUAUAUACAUGGGCUUUGAUAUUGCUAUGGAGCAACAUAGCUGGUCACAUGUUGGAUUUAUAUUCUUCUCCAUUAUAUUCAUUGGAAUUGCAAGGGCAGCAAAUGUCUUCUCAUGUGCUUAUUUGGUCAAUCUGGUCAGGCCCACUCAUCGAAAGAUACCUUCAAAACAUCAGAAGGCACUUUGGUAUAGUGGACUUCGAGGAGCAAUGGCUUUUGCGCUUGCUCUGCAAUCAAUUCAUGAUCUUCCAGAAGGACAUGGGCAGACUAUCUUUACUGCAACUACUGCAAUAGUUGUUUUGACGGUAUUGCUGAUUGGUGGUUCAACAGGUAGCAUGCUGGAAGCUCUAGAUGUUGUAGGUGGAGAUAAUGAUAGCCCUUUGGCUUCAGUUGGUACCAUCACAAAUUUCGAUGGAAACAAUGGUUAUAUUGCUCCUCAUUACAACGAAGAAUCAUCUUCUGGGAACAAAAUCAAGAUGAAGCUAAAAGAAUUCCACAAGACUGCUGCAUCUUUUACGGCAUUAGAUAAAAACUACCUGACCCCAUUCUUUACAAGUCAAAAUGGAGAUGAAGAUGAUGAAGCCGAGCCUUUUACUUCCACAAGAUCGGGAUUUCAUGGCCAGAACCACUAUUCAUCAUGAUUCGUUCCAGACAACAUACUGAAUGCUUUUUUGUACAUAAUUUCCGUCAGAUAGCUCGUAGGAAUUGGCACAAUACAGGAAUCUAAUUUACCUCCUACAUUCCAAGUUGUACGAUAGAGAAUCUCAUGUCAAGUCUCAUUAGUUUGGACAACACCAUGUCUGGCAGAGAUAGCAUUCCAUGCAGUUGAUACAUGCCUCUGCCAUGAAGUUGGAGGUUUAUAAUUGGAUCUCACCAUACAAUCACACACGUAUUUUUAAGUUGACAUUUAUACGGGUUUUCUUACUUAGUCUAGUUCAGGUGAAUUCUGAAAAUUCUGGCUCACUUCAUCAUUGUGACAGUGAAAUUAUACCCCUCAAAAUGAAUUCAAUCAUGGAAAACUGUAUCUCAAAAUAAAUGCAUCAUGGACUAUGGCUGAGUCCUUAUACAGGCAGUGAAUUGAAGAUUGGUGCGUAUUACUUGUGCUGGAUUUACUUAACAUUAUAAAUUUUCAUGAUGUUAUUUGGC